Molecule: messenger RNA, 3512 nt
Organism: Papaver somniferum (opium poppy)
Lineage: Eukaryota; Viridiplantae; Streptophyta; Magnoliopsida; Ranunculales; Papaveraceae
Product: histone-lysine N-methyltransferase CLF-like
Exons: 16
Coding region: 459-3251 (930 amino acids)
Biological process (GO): chromatin remodeling
Cellular component (GO): PcG protein complex
Molecular function (GO): histone methyltransferase activity; protein binding
Source: RefSeq, a predicted model, not a curated record
GAGGUACCAAGGUUUCAAAAAGGGACGCGCGUAUUUCCCCCCUAAAUAUUAUUCUCACACCCCAACAAUCCUCAAGUAGCGCGUGAGCUGUUUUUUUCUUACAACGCGUCGUUAUUUUUCUUUUCUUUUUUUUCUACACUAUUUAAAACCCUCACAGACGACCGAGCUUGGUUUUUGCAGUUUACAUCCGUUAUUCUAGGGUUUUUUGAAGGUCAUUAUCAGACCUUCAAACCCCAGAUUUCACCUCCCUAUCGCUCCGGGGUUAACAAUUUCUUCCUACACUACAUUGCAUUACACGAUUGACAUGAUCAAAGAAGAAUCAGUCAUUACUCAACUACUGAAAAUCGAAAAUCAAUUGUUUAAUAAUAGGUGUAAUCAGUAAUUUAUUCCUCAUCUUAAUGUCAUCAUCAUCAGCUUAAGUCAUCAGUUCUGUUAGUAGAUCAGAACUGUUUAAAUCUAUGGCUAAUCUUCAGAUGACGAAUGGAGCACGGGAGUCAGCUCAGAAUUCUGGUGGGGAUAUUCAACGGGUUCUUGAAUCCUUGAAGAAACAAGUUGCUAUUGAUCGAUGUGUUUUCGUGAAGCAAAAGAUGGAAGAGAAUAGGCAGAAAUUGAUAGGUAUUACAAACCAUAUGCAUACUGCUUCAAAGAUGAGAGUACCCAGUACAAUUUCUGAAGGUGAUAAUUGCGUUGAUUUACUGACUAAGAGGCAGCAAGAUGCACUUUCUACGUUAAAUGGUGCUAAGGAGGAAAACGAAUUUAGUGGCGAUGAAGAAAGUAAUGCGUCCUCGACUGUUCUUAUAGGGAGCAAUUUUGGAGUAAAGAAUUUGACUCGUAUUGUUAAGCUUGCCGAAGUUUCAAAAAUACCUCCAUAUACGACUUGGGUAUUUUUGGAUAGAAAUCAAAGGAUGACUGAGGAUCAGUCCGUAGUUGGCCGAAGGAGAAUUUAUUAUGAUCAGAUUGGCGGAGAAGCCCUUAUUGCAAGUGACAGUGAAGAAGAAGUGGUUGAUGAUGAAGAAGACAAGAAAGAAUUUGGCAAUACUGAAGAUUUUAUUCUCAGGAAUGCCAUUCAAGAAGUUGGUUUAUCUGUUGAUGUGCUGGAUUCACUUGCUAAAUGCUUUUCUAGAAGACCCUCUGACAUCAAGGCACGAUAUGACAUCUUGAAUGGAGAAAACCCUGUGGAUUCUUCUAAGAAGGCCGAUCUCAACGAUGAGCCUAAAAUUGAGGAUAUAUUUCGUGAUAAAGAUCUAGAUGCAGCUCUGGAUUCUUUUGACAACCUUUUCUGCCGUAGAUGCCUGGUGUUUGACUGUAGAUUACACGGGUGUUCCCAAGAUCUUGUUUUUCCUGCUGAUAAACGACUACCCUGGGCCCCUCCAGAUCCUGAAAAAGAACCGUGUGGCAGCUGUUGUUAUCGACUGAUUUUGAAGUCAGAAAGUGUUGCUACUGGUAGUUGUUCUGCGCUUGAUGGUUUUGAAGAUAAAGCAAUUGCUUCAUCUGGCAGUGGGGGUCAUCAGACUUCACUCAAAAAGAAAGCUGUUGCUUUGUCUAAUGGAAAGAGAACAAAGUCAAACCAGAGUGAUAGUACUUCUUCCAAUGCAAGAAAUAUAUCAGAAAGUAGUGAAUCGGAUAUACGACCUCAGAAGAAUAAGAUUUCCACCCAACAGUCCUCACCACCUAACAGUAAUGUUGCCUAUAAACAGGAACUUCAAAUGAGAAAGAACAAGCGAGUUGCUGAGCAUAUUCUUAGUUGCACGCGAAAGAGACCGAAGAAACUGUCAGCUUCCGAUUCUGACUCAGUCGCCGAUGGAUCUCCUUGGGUCAAGGAUAGGAAGCUCAGGUCGAGUUCACGUAAGGAUAAUGAGGAUGCUAGCUCUUCUUCGCAGCAGAAGGUGAAGUCUCCAGCAUCUAACAGGUCAGGGCAGAAAGAAUCACCAUUUCAGGACCAGAAUGAACCAUUGCCAGUUGAAGUCCAGGACGAACCAUGUCACGAAAUGAUUAAAGACUCGCUUGUGGUGGGCAAUGAUGAUACCUCGAGGAAAGAUGAGUUUGUUGAUGAAAACAUGUCUAAACAUGAGGGGGAUAAAUCAUGGAGCACUUUCGAGAAGUGCCUUUACUCAAAAGGAUUAGAGAUCUUCGGGAAAAAUAGCUGCUUAAUUGCAAGGAACCUUUUGAGUGGCAUGAAGACAUGUGCUGAGGUAUUCCAGUACAUGAGCUUCACCAAAAAUAAGCUUUGUAAUAGGGCUGAUGGUUCAAAUUCUGCUGAGGGCCAAACCCCAGGUGACCGCAAUGAUACUAUGGUUAGUUCUCGAUGCCUGUUUUACCUUGCAUUGCAUAUGUGCACACAACAGCUAAAACAAUUACUAAAAAUGUGCACAUUUCAGGGUCGAACAAGAUCAAGGUUCAUGCGAAGAAGAGGUAAGGUUCGUCGUUUGAAGUAUAGCGCAGGCUACCAUGCUUUUAGGAAGCGGGUUAUUGAGAGGAAGGAUCUUCCGUGUAAGCAGUUUAAUCCCUGUAACUGCCAAUCUGCUUGUGGAAAGCAAUGUACGUGUCAUUUGGGUGGAACCUGUUGCGAGAAAUAUUGUGGGUGUUCUAAGACUUGCAAGAAUCGCUUUAGAGGUUGCCAUUGUGCUAAAAGUCAAUGCCGAAGUCGACAGUGCCCAUGCUUUGCUGCAGGUAGAGAAUGCGAUCCAGAUGUUUGUAGGAAUUGUUGGGUUGGUUGUGGUGACGGUACUCUCGGAGGCCCUCCUCAAAGAGGUGAUAAUUAUGAAUGUAGGAAUAUGAAGCUCCUUCUCAAGCAACAACAAAGGGUCUUACUUGGAAGGUCAGAUGUCUCCGGGUGGGGAGCGUUCAUAAAGAAUGGCGUCAGCAAACAUGAAUACCUAGGGGAAUAUACCGGCGAAUUGAUCUCACAUCGAGAAGCUGACAAGCGUGGAAAGAUUUACGACCGCGAAAAUUCAUCAUUUCUCUUCAAUUUGAAUGAUCAGUUUGUCCUUGACGCUUACCGGAAGGGGGACAAGUUGAAGUUUGCUAACCAUUCUCCUGAUCCAAAUUGCUAUGCUAAGGUGAUGAUGGUAGCAGGUGAUCACAGAGUUGGCAUAUUUGCUAAUCAAAAGCUUAAUGCGGGAGAGGAACUCUUUUAUGAUUACCGUUAUGAACCUGACAGAGCUCCUUCUUGGGCAAAGAAGCCUGAAAUUCCAGGUUCCAAAAAGGUGGAGGUAGCACCUUCAAAUGGUAGAGCAAAGAAACGUGCCUGAUUUGUCUUUACUAUAGUACCAGAGUAGAAAAGUUAGGCCAAGCUGACAUUUUGACACAUCUAGCAUCCUUAUUGUGAGUUGAGGUACCAGUUAAGAGAUUUUGUCUUUACAGUACUAGAAUAGAGAAGUUUGGUGAAGCUCUCUAUGACGACACAAUUAACAUUUUUGAAUGUGAAUGGGCAUGCCAUAAUUUGAUCAUGAACAAUUGUAAUGGUUUCACAUUGACAUUUUCAACAAUUUAAUAUAUUUUUCUUGUUUUCA